AUGAGGUGCUCGACUAUGGGUCGGACAAUGACCCGGAGAGCAUCGAGGUUCCUCUGGUGCGACACGACUCGGAGCGCCAAGCUGCUGCCGGUGGGGCCAUCCAAGCAGGAGCCCAGCACACCGGACGCACCGAUUCGGCAUGCACGAGGUGCUGAGGAGUCGACUCUCCCCCGGUUGGGGGGGAGAGGUCGCCCGCGCAUGCGCGCCUUGAUUCCACUUGGUGAGGACAAUCCUCCAGCGAGUGGCCCCGUCAAUCUUGGCAUGCAUGCAAGGGGGGGUCCCCCCAUGGUAUCUCGCGGGGGUGUAUCGUUCAAUGCUCGUAUUCCCGGAUUGGGUCAGGUUGUGUCCGAUACUCGCCCUUCCCCUGCAUCGGUCGAAGAUUCGACCCUCAUGCUUCAGUUGGCUCAGGCCCAGGCUCAGUUGGCAGCCAAGGAGGCCGAGCUUCGACAGCUUAGGGGGGCAGCCCAGCGUCACACUGCGUUGCCUAACCCCCCCGUUUCGUUAUGGGAGCCCCCUGAGGGCCCCCCCCUUUCUCGCCCGUCCGUAUUGGACCGGCUUGAGCCGCGCCCCUCGGCUUUCGACCGCCUCAGCGCGCCACCCCCCAGCAUGCCCACCAACGCCACCAUGGGACGUCAGCCCGGUAUGGACCGGGCCAUGCAUGACUUCUUCAUGGCGGGGGGCGAAUCUUGGCAGGGGCCGCGCACGGGGCAGCCACCCAGGGGCUCCUUCGAUCCGUCUGCGCCCUUGGGCGCAGACCCAGUUGCCGCGUCAUCGAAGGGCGCUUCGAGCAUUUCGAGCGCCCACGACGAUUCAUUUCGGGGCGGGCCACCCCACCGGGCGCCUCGCUUGAGCCGUGCGUCGCCCUCUUCUUCCCCGGCGUCUUUCACCUGGGGCGUCGACAAGUGGCCCCGGAAGUACUGCUUUAACUGGCAGAGCAACAAGCCCUGCUCUACCGACCCCUGCCAUUGGCCCCACACCCACGUGUGCCGCUGGUGCGGCGACCCCAACCGCUCUCCCGAGCAUGGCAACGCCUGCAACCAGCGCCCUCAGAAGGAGUAA
Molecule: messenger RNA, 1059 nt
Organism: Klebsormidium nitens
Lineage: Eukaryota; Viridiplantae; Streptophyta; Klebsormidiophyceae; Klebsormidiales; Klebsormidiaceae
Source: the annotation of a GenBank genome assembly